AUGGAUGCGUCCUGGCUUCAAUACGCUGAUCCCACACAAGCACGGGACUUGACUGUGGAUGCUGCUCAAGCGAUGAGCAAGGCUUUGGGAAGCGGCAUUGGCGGCGUCGGCGGCGGCUCAUCUUCGCGGAACAUCCCUUUCACAAAAAUGAAGGCACUUCUUGACAGUAGGAGCGAUCGCGAUAUCCUCGAUGGUUUGAAAAGAGUGAUAUCCAUGAUAUACCAGAACAAACCGUGUCUGCCAUACUUUUCAUCUGUGGUCAAGAACGUCGCCAACCCAAACGUUGAAGUCAAGAAGCUGGUCUACAUCUAUCUGCUACACUAUGCGGAGUCCGAUCCGGACCUGGCGCUGCUUUCCGUCAAUGCCAUCCAGAAAUCUCUUACCGACCAGAACCCCCAAGUCAGGGCUCUCGCCUUGCGGACUAUGUCAGGUAUGAGGGUCCCAGUCAUUAGCCAGAUUGUCUCUCUUGCGAUCAAGAGAGGUGUGGGGGAUAUGAGUCCCCAUGUCCGCAAAGCUGCAGCCCUAGCCAUCCCAAAAUGCUACAACCUCGAUCCCAAUACCCUCCCACAAUUACUGGACUAUCUAUCUACGCUACUUGGCGACAAACAGUAUUUUGUUGUCGGUCCAGCUGUCCAAGCCUUUCUUGAGAUAUGCCCGGAACGUAUCGAUCUCAUCCACAAACAUUACCGUGGGCUGGUAAAGAAGCUCGUCGAUAUGGACGAUUGGAGUCAGUUGGCUACGCUACGGCUUCUACUCUUUUACAGUCGCCGUUGCUUUCCUCGAAGGACAGAAAAGGUGACUAGGGUAAACAAAAAGGGAUUCUACGAGGAUGAAAAAGAUGAAACCGUCGAAACCGAUCAAAUCGUUGAUAUUAUUGAUCCCGAUCUGAAACUCUUCCUCGACGGAUGUAAAUCCCUCCUCCGCAGCCGAAGUCCAGCAGUCAUUACCUCGGUUGCGAGUGUGUUUCUCUAUCUCGGCACCAGAGAUUACUUACAGGAAGCCGUAGGUCCCCUCAUCGGGCUUAUGAGGGGCCCUCUUGAGGUGGAAGAGGUCGCGCUAUGCAACAUCGUCUUAGUCUGUUUGUCAGCACCAGACCUUUUCGUCCCGUACUCGUCUCAUUUCUUAAUACGUACCCGAGACUCGCCACAAAUUUGGAGACUCAAAAUUGAGCUCUUGACACUCAUCUUCCCGCAUGCUGCGUUGAACCUCAAAUCCAUCAUCUUGAGCGAGCUGGAGCACUUCUCUCACAGUUCCGAUAUCGAACUAAUCCGUGAAUCCGUGCGGGCAAUCGGGCGUUGUGCGCAGGCGGAUCCGAAGAACGCAUACCGAUGUUUCAAAGUCCUCCUCAACCAAAUGUCCAGCUUCGACAAUGUUUUGGUCUCCGAAGUGCUGACGGUCAUGCGUCACCUCAUUCAACAAGAUCCUUCAUCACACAGAAAGACUGUGGUCCGACUGGCCAGGAAUUUAGACCGGACCACGAGCCCCGAAGCCCGCGCCACCAUCAUCUGGCUUGUGGGAGAGUUUGCAAGCCUGGAUCCUGACAACAACAUCGCUCCGGACGUCUUGCGUAUACUCGCUAAGGGUUUCUCUGACGAGAGUGAAGCCGCCAAACAGCAGAUUGUGCUGCUCGCUGCCAAGGUCUAUCUGCUUUUCCUACAGAAACACCUGCCAAGCACUAACACCGACGACGACGACGCAGCUACGGAACAAAAGGAUCAUACAGCUGUGACGCUCGACUCGUCCUUGAUGGAUCACCCAAUAUCGAAGUUGUGGAACUAUAUUCUUCUGCUCACCCGCUACGACACAUCGUACGAUCUGCGAGAUCGAGCACGACUUUUCAAAGCUCUUCUCACUGGAGCCAAAUCAACACAACUAGCGGCGCUUCUUCUCCUUGCGCCAAAGCCGGUCCCUCACUCUCCGUCGCCAUCUGAAAGUCGUCAAGGUCUCGUGCUCGGCAGCACCACUCUCGUCUUGGGUAAGGAUGUUGCCGGCACACUGGGUCUUCCCUGCUACGAAGAGCUUCCCAAGUGGGUCGAAGAUGGGCUCGAGCCAGACCCGAAGCUUCGCGACGUCAGUGACACGGCCGAAAAGGAAGAAUACGUUCCUAUGUCAGCGAGGGGAGGAAGUACAGUCGCUGCGAGCAAGAGACUCGACGCCGCAAUCAGGAGCCAAGGGUUGGAAAAGGUCGUAGCUGCAGGUUCGACCAAGGCUGGAUCCAAGCCUAGAACCCUUGAUGACUGGUUGGCUGAGAGUGAAGAGGAAGACGAUGAGGAAGAUGAGGAGGAAGAUACAGAGGAAGAAACCGAGAGUGAGGAGUCGGGAGAAGAUGAGAGCGAAGAAGAGGAAGAAGAAGAAGAAGAGACUGACAACGAAGAAAGCGACGAUGAUGAUAAGGCUAUGCGUAAAGGUUUGAUAAGUCGUUGA
Molecule: messenger RNA, 2424 nt
Organism: Exophiala spinifera
Lineage: Eukaryota; Fungi; Ascomycota; Eurotiomycetes; Chaetothyriales; Herpotrichiellaceae
Exons: 2
Coding region: 1-2424 (807 amino acids)
Biological process (GO): intracellular protein transport; vesicle-mediated transport
Cellular component (GO): AP-3 adaptor complex; membrane coat
Source: RefSeq, a predicted model, not a curated record